UCUCCCCUCAGUUUUUUGCUCCUCAGCUUUCCUUUCCCCCCAACUCUCGCUGUCAGACUUUCGUUUAAGCAUAUUAGACCCUUCUCCUCUCUAUUGUCGUGCGUUGAGAUUAUAUCUGUUAUCUUCUAAUACCGUGAAAAUAAAAAACCCAAAAUGGGCUCUGAAACGCCGUCCAACCCUCUCUGGACAACCAAGUCCGUAUUGGCGACCCUACCCAAUCCCCCGGAGGAGAACUCUGCUUCUCCUAUCCCUUUCUUUCACCUACUCGAGAGGCUUAAAACGACCAAGCGGGAAGGUUGGCGCCGCUUCGGCAUCACAACAGGGGAAUCUAUUUCGGACCAUAUGUAUCGUAUGUCGGUGAUGACAAUGCUCGCCCCACCUUCGCUCGCCCUGCGACUGAACCUGCCCCAUUGCAUGAAGAUGGCCCUCAUUCACGACAUGGCAGAGUCGCUCGUAGGCGACAUUACCCCGGUGGACAACGUGAACAAGGAGGAGAAGGCCCGUCGUGAGGCUGACGUGAUGAAUUACAUCUCCAAGAACCUGCUGGGAGGCGUGCCCGGUGGAAUGUUGACUGGAGAUGAAAUUCUGAAGGUGUUCCAGGAGUACGAGGACAACGAGACACUAGAAGCCAAGUACGUGCACGAUAUCGAUAAGAUGGAGCUUCUUCUGCAGAUGCUCGAAUAUGAGCGUACGCACGAACUUGAUUUGUCUGAGUUCUGCCAUGUCGCUAGCCGCGUUCAGUUGCCUGAGAUCAAGGAAUGGGCGGCGACAGUGAUGCAGGAGCGGGAGGCUUUCUGGAAGAAGAAGGCUACACAGGCAUGAGAGCAUGGAUUAUUGGAUAAGGGUGAUAUUCUUUCCGGUUAUGUUUAAUGGCGUUGGUGCCUAAUGAGUUAUCUGUUUUCUUUCUUGUUUCGUUUCUCUUCUCUUAUUAUCAUGCUGCAUACAUACCACUAGACAGGUGGAGGCGUUUGGACCCAUGAAUACUCUAGAUAGAUACC
This is a messenger RNA of Aspergillus alliaceus, 998 nucleotides long. RefSeq names its product HD domain-containing protein. Gene Ontology annotation, cellular component: cytoplasm. NCBI's taxonomy places the organism in Eukaryota, Fungi, Ascomycota, Eurotiomycetes, Eurotiales, Aspergillaceae. Gene Ontology annotation, molecular function: 5'-deoxynucleotidase activity. Bases 154 to 822 code for a protein of 222 amino acids. The transcript is spliced from 2 exons. The record is from RefSeq and is a predicted model, not a curated record.